Messenger RNA from Oryza sativa Japonica Group (Japanese rice), 1102 nucleotides. RefSeq lists its product as uncharacterized. Gene Ontology annotation, cellular component: nucleus. Gene Ontology annotation, molecular function: transcription cis-regulatory region binding. The record is from RefSeq and is a predicted model, not a curated record. NCBI's taxonomy places the organism in Eukaryota, Viridiplantae, Streptophyta, Magnoliopsida, Poales, Poaceae.
UUAACGCCGAGCGCGGCUGCGCCGCGCGGGGGUGUCGGGUCAAGAUGUCAACCCCCACAACCCGCGGUUGGCGCCGCCGCCGACGCCGCCCACCGCCGCCCGCGUGCGCCCACCGCCACCUGUCGCCGCCCUAAAAAGACUCCUCCGUUAUAAUCCCCCCUCACCGUCCCUUCCCCCAACCUCCGCCCCACACCACCACCACCGCCUCCGCCUCCGCCUCCGCCUCCUCCUCACCACCGUUGCGAUGGCUUCUUCUUCCCCCACCAACGCCGCGGCCGCCGCCCGCCGCGUGCCGCCGCCGUGCUGGACCCCCGACGAGACCCUCGCGCUCGCCCGCGCCUACACCGCGCGACGCCUCGCGGUGGGACGGGCGCACCUGACCUCCGCCGACUGGGCGGCCGUCGCCGACGCGGCCACCCCGACCAAGACCGCGCGCCAGUGCCGCCACAAGGUCGAGAAGCUCCGCCGCCGCCUCCGAUCUAAGCGCCGCCGCCCCUGCCCGCUCCUCGACGCGAUCGAUCUCCUCGACGGGCCUUCCCCUUCCGCGUCCCCGUCGCAAUCCCCCUCCCCGCCGCCGCCAGCCUCGCCGCCGCCUCUUCCUCCCGCUCCCUCCUCCCCGCCUCCCAAGAAGAGGAGGCUGCCUGAUGGCGAUGCCGAUGCCGAUGCGGAGGAUGACGGGGAGAGCGACGUGGUGAAGGCGCUGAGGGCGAUCGGGGAGGGUUUCCUGCGGGCGGAGCAGAGGCGGAUGGAGGCGGCGAGGAAGACGCAGCAGAUGCGCAUGGAGAUGGCACUCCGGCACCUCGAUUCGCAGCGGAGGCUCAUGGAAGCGCUCGUCGACCGCAUCAUUGACUCCCUAGAGUAAAUCUCGGUGGCGCAAAGGUGUCUCCUGUCAAGGUUUUCUUGCUUGUCCUGAUUGCCCACUGGCUUGGCUUGCGAGUUUAGGAGUUAAUUAGAGUUGUUCAUAUGUACUGUGAUGGAUGUCUGAUGUAGGCGUAGCUUGGAAAUCGUAGUAACCUUUCUAUCUAUCUUGUAUGGCGUAUGGAAAAUAAUAACUUAGCCUGUUCUGUGUUUAUUGUUUUGUCUCAAGCUUUAAUUUGUUCAA